ACUUCUGGCACAACCACUUUGCUCCAUCGGGUCCCAUCUUCAUCUAUACAUCAACAGAACCAUCACCAGCUUUUCUUCCCAACAGCUGCAAUAGCAGCUAAUGUUAUGGUUGGAUCACGAUCAUGGAUAGGGGGUCUCUUGAACCGUGUGAGCAAUAGACGUAAUGAGAGGUUUCUUGACUACCCUUUGACUCCUAUCCAGGAAGAAAGACUUCAAAGGCUUCAGGAAAGACUACAAGUACCCUUUGAUGGCACUCGCCCUAAUCAUCAGGAAGCUCUGAAAGCAUUGUGGGAUGCUGCCUUUCCUAAUAUUUCUCUGAAAGGCUUGAUCUCAAAGCAGUGGAAAUCAAUGGGGUGGCAGGGUCCUAAUCCAUCAACUGACUUUAGGUUAUUAUUCAAGCAAGAUGGGGAGCGAGCAGUUUGGGAAUACUCAUUCGCUGUUGCUGGCAUUAAUAUAUCAUUUAUGUUGAUUCAGAUGUUGGAUUUAUAUGCAGUUAAACCAAGAUGUCUCCCUGGAGUGAAUUUCUUAAAACUACUUGAAGAAGAUGAACAAGCAUUCGAUGUGUUGUACUGUAUAGCUUUUGAAAUGAUGGAUGCCCAGUGGCUUGCCAUGCACGCUUCCUAUAUGGACUUCAAUGUAUUUGCCCCUCUUGCUCUGACUCUCAAUCCCUUAUUGACACCAUCUCACAUUCGCUUCAUGACAAACUUUCUUAUUUUGCUGAAGGUCAUAUCUAUGCCUUUCUCUAAAGAAAAGAACAAGCCAAAAGUUUCCAGUGUCCAAUUGUUUUUUGCUAUUCCCUUGAUGGGAUAGAGCAACUUCAUUCUAUCCAUGGAACUAAUUUGAGUGCGUAAAAGCUUAUGUGAGGAACUUCAGUCAACAUCACAAUUUCCAAUCCUGUGCACCAAACAUGCUCUAUAUGUGAUGCUGGCUGAAGCCCCUUUCAUAAGCUUAUAUAGCAGCAAAUUCUAGACAGCAUAGGAGGUUUUACAGGCAACCUGGAACCAACUUGAGAGAGAACUGUCUUUAAAAGAUAUUCAUGUGAUACAAGAUUUACCUGCAUACAAUAUCUUGUAUAAGUAGUGCCUUCCUGCAGCCAUUCUCCAAAAACCUUCUUGGGUAAAUGAAGAUUCAGAUAGCUGUUACUUUGAAAAUAUAGUCUAGAACUUUUUCCCUCCACAUUUUGCUCUAAAGCCGGAUAUUUGUAACCUUGCAAAAGGUUGAACACAUGGUUUGGAUGAACAAUGUAGAACCUUAGUCUGUAGAACGUUACAGAUUGGGAUAAUGAAAAGUUUUUAAUCAA
This is a messenger RNA of Rubroshorea leprosula, 1300 nucleotides long. The record is from the annotation of a GenBank genome assembly. NCBI's taxonomy places the organism in Eukaryota, Viridiplantae, Streptophyta, Magnoliopsida, Malvales, Dipterocarpaceae.